UAUGUAUGCGGACGGUUAAUCAAUAAACUAAGGACGUCGUUAUGACAAAACAAAACUAAAAGGUUUGGACAUGCUUCCGUGACAACCAACUUAAAACUGCAUUUUUGUUGGAAACAAUCAUGGCGGCUCCAAAAGAUGACGACAUCGAAGUCACAUUCCGAGAAUUGAAAGAUUUCAUUGACCCCUUUCUGGACCCACAGAAUGGACCAGUUCGUCCGGAUAAAAUAAUGGCCAGCAGGGCAUUAAUUUCGCUCGAUGCCUUGAUAAAAAAAAUGCCUGGUGUUACAGAAGACAGGGUGGAAUCACUAAAGAUCAUGCUAAAAGAUGCAAUAAGAGAACGCUGGACAUUUAUGGACAUGAGAAUAAAUGACGCAGUACAUGAAUUCAAAGAGAUACAAAAAAUGGUUUCUGAACUGGUUCCCAUUCGUAUCGUAGCGGCCAUUGAUUUUGGGACAACAUACUCAGGUUAUGCCUACUGUAUACGUAAGCAGGCUGUUGACUCACCAAUACUUUGUAAUACGUGGAGUAACGGCAGCAGUUUGACUCUUAAAGCACCAACAUGUGUACUGUUUAAACCAAACGAGGAAUUACAUAGCUUUGGUCAUAAGGCAAUAGAAUAUUACUAUGAAAAUAUUGGCAAUUUGGAAUUGAAGGAAUAUUACUACUUCGAAUAUUUCAAGAUGAUGUUGUAUGAACAAGAGGACCUUACAACAGAAAUGUACUUAGAGGAAACGAUUAAAGAAGACGAUGUUAAAAAGAGAAAAAAGAUGAAAGCAGUUGAUGUUUUUAAAGCCGUAAUCGGCUUCUUUCGAGAUGAGUUAGUGUGCACUCUUAACAAGACAGGUGUACAAUUUAAAAAUAAAGAUAUUCAGUGGGUCAUUACUGUUCCUGCAAUUUGGGAUUUGAAAGCAAAGCAGUUUAUGAGAGAAUGUGCUAAAAAGGCAGGCAUAGAUCACGACCAGCUCAUAUUAGCACUGGAACCAGAAGCAGCUUCUAUUCACUGUCGAAGGGUACCAGUCGGUGUUCAAACAGAAGAUGAUGGGAGUAAAAGUAUUGCAGAAAUGGUACCAGGAGCACAAUUCAUUGUGCUUGACCAAGGAGGUGGAACAACUGAUAUUGCUGUACACGAAGUGACAGGGAAGAACACACUUAAAGAGGUACACAAGGCUUGUGGAGGUCACUGGGGCGGAAUAACAGUUAAUAAACAGUUUUAUAAUUUUCUGGAAGAGAUAUUUGGCAAGGAUGUUAUAAAUAGCAUCAAAGAAACAAAUCCGUCUGCAUUUUAUUCAUUUCUACGUAUCUUUGAAAACGCAAAGACAACAUUCAAAAAGGAAGACGAAGGCGACCCGGAAGGGCAAGUAACACUAAGAUUACCUUUUGAAUGGUUAGAAACUUUCGAAGCAAUUAGAUCACUUUCGUUUGCUAAUGCUGUAAAAACAACGAAUUUCAAAGAUCGGGUUAAAGUGAAACUAGAUAAAUUUCGAAUUAAAAACAAUUUGUUUAGAACUUUCUACGAUUAUGCUCUUGAAAAUGUUAUUCGAGAACUAGAGAGAUUGCUAUCGAAAAAAGAAUUAAAGGGCGUAAAUACGUUGUUGGUUGUUGGUGGACAUUCAGCUUCAACAGUGCUAACCGAUGCGCUCAAAGCGAAAUUCCCGAACAUUGGAAUGGUGAUUCCAAAAGAUCCGGGACUAGCAGUAUUAAAAGGUGCUGUUAUGUUCGGAUUUGAUCCUGGAACCAUAACUAGUCGCGUUGCAAGGUUCACAUAUGGUAUCGGAACAACACGAGCAUUUAGAGACGGUGAUCCAGAAUCAAAGAAAAUUAUUGUAGACGGUGUUGAACGGUGCAAAGAUGUUUUUGAUAAACAUAUAGAAAUAGGUCAGAUUCUGGAAGUUGGAGAGGACAAAUAUCUCGAAGAACAGGAAUAUGUUCCUCUGUAUAAAGAUCAGACUAGCGUGAAUUUCAAUUUUUAUGAUACUUUAAGUAAAUCCCCAAAGUAUGUCACAGAUGACGGCUGUCGCCGGAUUGGGUCAUUGCAGUUUAAACUAACCGAGAAGAUGACAGGGAAACGAACCAUGGCUUUAAAAAUCAAUAACAGUGGCACAGAACUUGUAUCUCUUAUAACUGAAAAAGGAACAACAAACACAAGUAAAGGUUAUUUCCGACUACCUUCUGAAUAAGAUUGGAGUUAGACUUUAUAUAUCAGGCUAUAGUUCUCAACAUGGACUUUCUAUACUAAAUUUGUAUAGAAAAUUUCUGUUCGAAGACAGUAAAUAUUAAUUGAACAAAGGUUUGAAAGUAAUAUAUAAACCAUAAACAUAUAUAUAUAUAUAUGUGUAUAAUGUUAUUAAAAUACUAGUAUGAACAUACAGAAAGCAAUUUCCGAAUCGGAACUUCAUUUCUGAAGAACUAAGUUUUCUACAUAAACAUUUGAAGUUUGAAAAAAAGAAAAAAAAAUCAUACUCAUUUUAUUGUUUAUUUUUAAGUCAAUUCAUUCUGCCAGCCCAUGAAGAACUUUCAUGUCUACCUUGAUCUGUAUUUUUUAAAUUAUUUUUGUACGUAUUUUAUGAAUAAAGAUUAUAAAAUUUGAUAAGUUUGGCAAUACUUGAAGGUCUGCAUAAUAAAUUAAAGUUACAUGACGUCUUUCUCCUUAUGAUGACUCAUCAAUACAUUGUAACUUGUGAAGCUGAUGUAACCCUUCUGGGACAUCUGAGUUCCAAAACUACCAUACACCAGUUUUCCGAAUGUAACUGUGUCUUUAAAUCUUGAAUUAGUUUGACGUCUGUAUGUUUCUGUUUGUUGGUUUGGUUUUUUUUUUGCUAGGGAGGGGGCAGUUGAUUGUUUUUCUAUCAUUCAUCUUUUUAUUUGAUUAUGUCUAUCUUUCAAAUUUUACAAUAGACGGUAUAUCGGAUUGGUUAUAGACUGUAUAUAAACUGAUAAAUGAUGAA
This is a messenger RNA of Mytilus trossulus (common blue mussel), 2945 nucleotides long. RefSeq names its product heat shock 70 kDa protein 12A-like. The coding region runs from base 120 to 2177 and encodes 685 amino acids. Gene Ontology annotation, molecular function: ATP binding; ATP-dependent protein folding chaperone. The record is from RefSeq and is a predicted model, not a curated record. NCBI's taxonomy places the organism in Eukaryota, Metazoa, Mollusca, Bivalvia, Mytilida, Mytilidae. The transcript is spliced from 9 exons.